UCCAUUGUAACUUGUAAGUAUGUUUACCCUGUUUUGAUACUUUGCUGAAAAUUUUACCUCUUGAGUAAUGCCAUUUGAUGAACUUUUUCCUUUUCUUGAUGUGGCAAAUUCUGGAUUUUACUUUCUUUUUGGUGCUUAAAUGGCAUAUACUCGCAUCUGCUUUGGGGCUAAAAAAUAUCUUGUUUUGAAAUGGUCUGAAUAGAGUUGAAUUGAUAUAGCUACCCCAAUUAGUGUGGAAUUGAGGGGCAAUUGUGUAGAUGAGCAGGGGCGGAGCUAGAUUAUAGCUUACGAGUCCGGUUGAACUAGUAGACCCUUUAUUUCUUUUAAGAAACUCUUUGAAUAUGUAUAAAUUAUUACUCCCUCCAUUCCAAUCUAUGUGGCACUUUCGGAUUUCGAGAUUGAAACAAGUUUUUCUUUGAACGUAACUUUUUCAUAUAUCUUUUAAAUAUUUAAAAUUGUCAAUUAUAGUGACUUAUAGUACUUUUUAGUAGUUUCCAAAUAUGUAAAUUUAUUUCAAAAGACUGAAAGAUUUCAUGUCUGAAUUCACGGUCAAAAUUAAACUGUUUGACUCUCGAAAUCAAACCGUCCCACAUAAAUUGGGGCAGAGGCAGUAAUUUAGAACACAAUAAUUUUAAAAAAAUUAGAGUCCUGAACCCAUAAGCUUUAAAUCCUGGCUCCGCCUAUGUAAUGAUUAGAGGGUGGAGGUGGAGGGGAUUUGUGCUUUAAAUUCACCGGUUUAAGUGUAUUAUAUGAAUGUGUAUGUAUUUGUGUUGUGUAUAUCAGUAUAUGUAUAUAUAGGUUGAGCCAAAAGCAGUGGGAAUCUGCAUACUAAGGAAUAAUGAUGGAUUCUCCUUUAUGGUGGAGGGAGGCUGGGUUCUUUUGGAUUUCAAUAAUGCACAACGGGGAGCUUGAAUUCUCUAACCAGGAAAUGGUUUCAAGUUCUAAUUUUGGUGAAACUCCAGAAUGUAGUUCUAGGAAAAGGCUUUUCAAUGAAAUUCUCUCGGAAAUGCAUGCUUGUAUUCAUACCCACACUUGCAAUCCACCUGGCCCCGAUAACUCACACACACAUGCUUGUUACCAUGUUCACACCAAGGUUGUUCCUCCCUCAAGUGAGGAUAAGAUCCUCAGUGAUGAUACUGCCGAUUCUGCAGCAGCAAGUAAAGGAAAGGAACGCCCUUUGAGUAAUAAGGAAGCAGUUCGCAGGUACCGUGAGAAAAAUAAGGCUCGGGUUGCUUCAUUAGAGAAUGAGGUAGUCAGAUUGAGGGCUAUAAAUCAGCAACUAUUGAAGAGGCUGCAGGGUCAAGCUGUCUUGGAAGCUGAGAUUUCCAGGCUCAAGUGCUUGCUCGUUGACAUCCGAGGAAGGAUUGAAGGUGAAAUUGGAUCAUUUCCGUACCAUAAGCCUAUGGAAAGUGGUAAUUUAUAUCAGAAUCUUGUUAAUCCUAACCUCCGUGGAGCUUAUGUGAUGAACCCUUGCAACCUACAGUGUGAUGAUCAGGUUUAUUGCCUCCAUCCGAGUUCGGAAGAGUUAAAUGGACAAGGCCUUAAUAGUUGUGGAUUUGGACUUGAGGAGAUUCCUGGGUGUGCAUUGGGCUGUGGUACUUCUACUGCCCACGCUUCUCAUGGGAAUAAGAGAACAGAGUCGGUAUGAAAUCGAGAGAUCACCGGUAUGUCAGCUGUACUAAUACUCAACAGGUCUGAACAAGGAUCAUGCAAUGGCUACAGAAACAGCACCAUCCUUGCAAUAGUUUGGACCAACACCUCAGGAAGAUCAUAUGCUGCUCUAAAGGGAAGUCUCAAAGCUGCAUAUAUUUUUAGAUUGGUAUAUGUUGAGUAUGUCUAUGCUAUUUGGCUGGAGAGAAAUCAGAGAAUCUUUGAGAAGACAAGAAGAAGCUGAGAAACUUUAGCCAGGGAGAUAGUUUACAUUUGUAAAGUUAGAGCUACUAAGGGGAUUAUGCUAGCUAUAUACCAACUCAUGUUUUAGUAUAGUCUCUCGUUAUAGAGAAUAAUAAAUUUGUCUGAACUGGCUAUAGCUUUGUAAAUGACUCUUCGGUAUUGUAAAACUAAGCUAAAAGAGUAACAAUAUUAAAGAAUGAAAACAAUAGAAAUAGAGAGACAAGAGAGGAGAGCUUUCUUAUUCAUCCCAAUAUGUUUCACGUGUGUAUAAUAUGAAUUCAUAUGCCUCUA
Molecule: messenger RNA, 2184 nt
Organism: Lycium ferocissimum
Lineage: Eukaryota; Viridiplantae; Streptophyta; Magnoliopsida; Solanales; Solanaceae
Product: basic leucine zipper 23-like
Exons: 3
Coding region: 839-1648 (269 amino acids)
Biological process (GO): regulation of transcription by RNA polymerase II; DNA-templated transcription
Molecular function (GO): DNA-binding transcription factor activity, RNA polymerase II-specific; RNA polymerase II cis-regulatory region sequence-specific DNA binding
Source: RefSeq, a predicted model, not a curated record